Molecule: messenger RNA, 1392 nt
Organism: Symbiodinium necroappetens
Lineage: Eukaryota; Dinophyceae; Suessiales; Symbiodiniaceae
Source: the annotation of a GenBank genome assembly
AUGUGGGCCAUUGCGUGUUCGGGGCUCUUUGCCUUGGUUGUUCUGCUUGUUCUGGGCCCCAUGGCGGACCCACGGCCGGAGGGUUCCUGCGGCCGGCUCCUAAACCAGAAGGAGGCCAUCGCCGUGGAUGAGGAACUCAUGGCCAGCCCUGGCUUCAGCGUGGAUCAGUUGAUGGAGUUGGCAGGAAUCACGAAGUCAACCGUGAAAGAGCGGAUAAGGGGGAACGAGAUUACCCGCAGAAUGCCAAUGAGACAGCGCGGCACUCAGCCAGAUGCGCCGCCAAGGCAGCUGCGGAUCGGAGGCUCGGAGGUUGGGUGUUUGGGAGAUGCCCUCUGGACCCAGCUCCGGGAUCUGGAACAGAUCCGGCUCAGAGUCGACUACGCUGUCCGAACCACCCGGGUGAAAGCUGCUUCCCUGCUAUGUGCUGGCUCGGCGCUGGGUCUGCUGGGCUUCCUGAUACCAGGCGGGAUGGGAUUGGGCAAGGCCUUCCUGGCAGACAAAGAAGUCAACGUCAGGGGCGAAAACUUCGCCUCAGGUCAUAACUACUAUCCGUCCACGGUCUCUGAGAUGGUGAGGGACCGCGAAAGUCCGAUGGGGAAGUGCUUCUACGGAUUUACAAGCGCCGGAUCUUUUGCUAUUUGGAUGUCUUGGUAUCCAUGGCACCUGCAAAACGUGUACCUCCCGGCCGAGGAGGAUAGUGUGUGGUGUUGCAGUGUCAUGACACUUCGGACGUUGGUUCCUCCGAUCUCGAUGUUGUUAGUCUCCGUCAUUACGGUGGUCCCCUUCAGAGAGGCGGAUUCAAUUGAAGCAGUCAGCACUGUGAUCCAUGCCAUGGCUGCAACGCUCGCUAUGGGCGGCUACUGUGUGCUGGAGUGGUAUACACUGAACGUCGCGAAGAACGUGAGGAUGACUCAGCGUGAGCGGCAUCUGCGACAGCUUAUCAACUUACUGCUCGGCUUUUGCACUUUUGGGUUGGUUGUCACCGGGGUGGUGGCGCAGCAUCCAGAGCAAUUCGGGAUCUGCUGCGGAGACUUGUACGUUGUUCCAAAUGUCACAGACAUCGUGGCUUCUUACAACCGUGGUGCCUACCAACAAGGGACGCGGAAUGAGUUCCUAGUUCAACACCACAAGGUCGGACUGGUGGACACUGCAUCUGGCGCAGCCCUGGCCUUCAAGCUCGGCAUGUUCUGGUUCGAGGUUUCAGCUGGCCUGCUCAUGCUCGCCAGCCAUUUCAUCAUCUUCCUCUACUGUCCGGAGCGUCGUCUGCGAAUUCGGGGAUUCGAAGGAGGAUAUCUCGAUGGCCAGCUUUCCCAGCGGAGUGAGGCCUCCUCAGACGGCGAGGAAGAUUUCGACCCCGAUGAUGCUGAAGUGGUCUCCAAUGGGUCAGUUUGA